Messenger RNA from Ostrea edulis (European flat oyster), 2447 nucleotides. RefSeq names its product acyl-CoA dehydrogenase family member 10-like. Lineage: Eukaryota; Metazoa; Mollusca; Bivalvia; Ostreida; Ostreidae. Gene Ontology annotation, molecular function: oxidoreductase activity, acting on the CH-CH group of donors. The record is from RefSeq and is a predicted model, not a curated record. Bases 1346 to 2017 code for a protein of 223 amino acids. The transcript has 8 exons.
CAAUAACUUUAAAGUAAAUGAGAAAGAUUAGAAAUUCCUUGGUACAAUGUUGCUAAGAACUGGAUGGUUUAUCAUCGUUCUGAACUAAGGUUCUUCGGUAGAAGGUCAUGAAGCAGUUCAAAAUGUGCCAUUUUGUGCCAUCAAUCCCAUUAGGACAGCUCUAGUUGUGACAAUUGUGAACGGUUCAACGUAUUGCCUUGUUCUGGUGUAAUACAGAGAGUAAAUCCACUCAGUGCAGCUGUUCUUGUAUUUUGUACAAGUAUACACUGCUUGCAUCACACAAAAGUCAGAUAAACUUGAUUGAUUGUAUCUUGUUUAAUGUCCCUCUCGAGAAUUUUUCACUCAUAUGGAGACAUCACCAAUACUGGUGAAGGACUUCAAAUUUAAGCCUAUGCUCGGCGCUUACGGCCUUUGGGCAGUGGUUUCUUUUAGCGUGCCACACCUACUGUGACACAGGACAUCCAUUUUUAAGGUAAUCUCAGAGGACCCGUGACAUUCAUGCACACCUGAUGAAGAGCGUUUGGUGAUGAACUGUCACUACCUGUUUUAAUGACUUAGGUCUGUCGCGGCCUGGAUUCGAACCCAGACUGUCUGCAUGUGGGGCGAACGCUCUACCUCUAGACCAUCACGACAGAUAAACUUAAUUCAUUUUGUUUUAUGUAUAUGUACAUAAGGACAAGGCAGUGCAUUCUAAGCUUGCUGGAGAAUUUGCAAGGCUGAUGGCAGAGGAAGGAUGGAAGAUUGCCUCUAACAGUAACCUUCGACCGACGGUGUCCAUGGCUGGCGGGGGGAUACAGCCGGGAAAUACCGGAGGAAAGAGGAACUACACCACAAGCUCGGAGGGACCUGUCAAUCAAAUGACUGUGUCCCCUGACGGACUGUCUCCUAGAGCCAAGAAUCUGUAUGACAAGGUCAAGGACUUCAUACAGAAAGAGAUUAAGCCUGCAGAGAGAGAGAUGAUGGAAUUCUACAGACAGGAACAAAACGGCUGGAAGGUCUGCCCAACAGGCUGAAGGGCGAAGCCCUCUCACGGUCCGAAGGGCCGUGAGAGUGGAGCUCUCCCUAUAGGUAACACUUCGGAAGUGAAAUUUUCAGGUAAAAGUUGUUUUUUCUGCUGAAAAUUUUAUUUACAUAUGGUGGAAUAGUUUAGAAAGAUUUAAAUUUUUUGUAUAGUUAUUAUACUUACGUUUUAUGUUAAUUUGUCUUAUCAACAAAGUUAUGGAUAGUCAUUUUGUGUUAAUACUGAUUCUAUGAAACACUAUUCUUUCAACUGUGGCCAAAUUCUAUCUAGUGAGGUUUGACAUUUCCAGGUGCUGUACACCCCAACUGCAAAAUCUGUAUAUUCAUGGGAAAAACAGACAAAUCGGCUGUCACACACAGACAACAGAGUAUGAUUCUCGUUCCCAUGGAUGUCCCAGGGGUCAAGAUUGUCAGACCCCUCACUUGUUUUGGCUAUUUAGACAAGCCAGCUGGGCAUGCAGAGGUGAUCUUUGAGAAUGUGAAGGUUCCACUGGACAACAUUUUGCUGGGUGAGGGGCGUGGCUUUGAGAUUGCUCAAGGUCACUUGGGUCCAGGCAGAAUUCAUCACUGUAUGAGACUUAUUGGUAAUGCUGAGCGAGCCAUGGAACUGAUGCUGGAAAGAACUCAGAAUAGAGUUGCCUUUGGGAAGCCCUUGGCUGCACAGGGCACCAUUCAACAGGAUGUAGCGAAAUCCCGAGUGGAGAUAGAACAGACUCGUCUACUGGUGCUCAAAGCUGCUCACAUGAUGGAUAACUACGGCAACAAGGUGGCAGCCCCUGAAAUAGCCAUGAUUAAGGUUGCUGCUCCAAACAUGGCUCAGAAAGUGAUUGAUCGUGCAAUACAGGCUCAUGGUGGAGGUGGUUUGAGUGAGGAUUUUAUCCUUGCCGAAAUGUUUUCCCAGGCCAGAGUUCUGCGACUUGCAGAUGGUCCAGAUGAAGUUCAUCUACGAAAUAUCUCUCGUCAGGAGUACAAAAAAUAUAACUUAUCGAAACUAUGACAGAUGUAAAGAAUUUCUGUGUAUAUCACAUGUACCGUCUCUUGGUGGUGCAGGUGUCUGUGUAACCAAUUUUUAUGCAAAGGCUCAUGUAUCAUGCUUAGCUGAUGGACCAGAUAAAGUUCCCUUACCUCAGAUUACCCAGUCUGAGUACAGAAAGGCCAUAUUAUAAACACUGAUGGAAUUGUUGAUCAUUGAUGUGACUGUGAUGAUAAUUUUCUGUGAUGUAUAAAUUUGAUAAAAAUAAACACUGUAAUUAUAAUACAGUAUAAUCACCAUGACUACCCAUGAUUAACAGUGGAAAUUAUAAUGUUAUGAUAUAUGUAAUAUUUUUAUACAAAGAAUGAAAAAUUUAUUUCCCCGUAUUGUGUGCAUGACCAAGUCAUGUGGUUAAAACACUGAAAAUGCAUAAUAAAAACUUUCAAAAAUUUCA